This is a messenger RNA of Candida albicans SC5314, 1494 nucleotides long. RefSeq lists its product as uncharacterized. NCBI's taxonomy places the organism in Eukaryota, Fungi, Ascomycota, Pichiomycetes, Serinales, Debaryomycetaceae. Bases 1 to 1494 code for a protein of 497 amino acids. The transcript has a single exon. Gene Ontology annotation, cellular component: fungal-type vacuole; plasma membrane. The record is from RefSeq and is a predicted model, not a curated record.
AUGGACGGAGUCUCUCUUUUAAAUCAAUAUCUACCAUCAUGGACACCUACUUCCUUGCCAACUUCCACAAGUAUUAGCACCAUAAAUCCUACAAACACUGCUGGUCUAGCGUUGACAUUACUUGAGUUACAGAAUGCUAUACAAACAGAAACAAAUACAAUCUCCUUAUAUUUUCUUUCACGAGCAGCAAGAGGGGUUGCUGCUAGUUAUACUAUCAUCAGUGGUCAACAGUAUUUGGCAACUGCCACUGCCACACAAGACUUCCCUGAGGUCACGUCAGCAAUGGUGAAUGCCACAUUAAGUUUAAAACAAUUAGAAUGGAAGGCUAAUUUAUAUGCUAUUAAUCUUUCAGUACCAUUUAAUGCAUUUUUUGCUGCCAUGUUUGGAGUUACGUUAAUUUGCCUUUUGGGCAUUGGGUUCUCAACAAAAACAAAGUAUUUUACUAUUUGUUUAGCUUGUGGAACUAUCUUGGAAGUUAUUGGCUAUGUUGCAAGAACUUUAGCCCAUUAUUCUUGGUCGGAUCCCAAUUUAUUUUUGUGUCAGAUUGUUAGUUUGACGGUUGCCCCAGCAUUUAUUAUGGCUGGAGUUUAUUAUUUAUUAUCGCAAAUGAUCAUUAUUCAUGGAGAACAGUAUGCCAUAUUGAAACCAAUUAUGGUAUCGAUUAUCUUUAUAUUCUGUGAUGUUGUGAGUUUAUUUGUUCAAGCAAGUGGGGGUGCUGCUGCUGCCGUUUCAUUACGACUGUUUAAAGAUACUGAAUUAGGUACCUAUAUUAUGGUUGGUGGAAUUGGAUUCCAAGUUGUAUCAAUGACUUUGUUUCUAUAUUUCCUAUUUGAUUUUGUUUAUCGAUCAUUUUUCACAGCCAAUUCCAAUAUCAAAUAUUCUUUCAGCACAUAUUGUCUGUUGCUUUUCAAUACCAAAAAGGGAAGACUAUUACGCCAAGACUUGGAACCAUUCUAUGAUGUUGGCUACAAACAUAUAAGACAACGGAGUUUAUUCAACUAUAUGCCGUUGGUUAUAAUUAUAUCUGUUGGAUUUAUUUACAUACGAUGCAUCUACAGAGUGAUUGAACUAAGUGAAGGCUGGCGAGGGUAUUUGAUAACUCACGAGGAAUACAUUUUUGCAUUAGAUGCAUUGAUGGUACUUCUCACCUGUAUCACAUAUGUGUUUUUCCAUCCUGGUUUGGUGUUUGGUAAGCAGAUGACAGCACAAAUAUCCGUCUCUGCAAAUAAAAGUGAAAGUGCUGCCGAUCAUGAAAGCCAUUGUGGCAAUUCAAGGAUGUAUAACUAUUCUAAGAACCAUUCUAACUCACCACAGAGUUCUCAUGAUGAAAAGUUCAUAAUGGAUCAGAGACAAAAGUAUUACAAUCCCUAUUUUUUACCAACAAAAUUUUCUCAAUACAACUCCCACUCGUGCCCUUCUUCUGAAACAUAUACGUAUUCCUCAUAUAAUUCAAAACUAGAAACUAAAUCAGAGAGUUCAUGGCAAAAUAGCUAA